UUGGCUCCUCGCCCUGUGACGCAGCGGAUGCUGCGGUUGAUUUCCGGCUUGGUCCCCGGUGGUGCCUUGGUAAAAUGGCAGAGGUCAGCCGGAGGCUGGGAAGCGGAGUUAACCGACUGUCCGCCCUCAGAAAGCGUCGACGUGUGUGCACCGGGGAUCGUCUCGGAUAUGUGCCUUUAAACUGCAACUUCAGAGACAGGGUCAAACAGGAAUCGGUCGAAGAUCAACGUGACGUUCAGUCAGUGUCAAAACAACGCAAGUCAGAUAAACUUUCCAGAGUGACAAAAAGUAAAAGUGAACAGGAAAAUGGGUCUUUGUUUUGUGCCACAUCUUUGGGGUGGGAUUCAUCCCGUUUUGUCGGAGUUAUUCAAAGUAGAGAGCCCUCUGAAGGACUGCAGCCUCUCUUCCAGGUGAAGCAGCUGACUUCUAGGAUGACACCCUGGACCAGAGGGGCCCUUUCCUCCCACCUGGAAAGCUUCAGGUGCCCACAGCAGCUCAGAACCUUCUGCACUGUCAUUUCAAUUCUAGCAGAGCGAGAUUCAGUGAGGCCGGGUUGUGGACAGAGACUGAGGAGGCUGAAACUACACCCUGCUCCAUCUACAGCAACUAGAAGCUACAGCUGGAGGAGUGGCAGCAGCUCAGAAACUGCUACUCUGCUGUACAGAAGCAGGACGACCUAUUAUGACAUUCUCAACGUGUCCCCUGAUGCCACACAGUCCCAGAUCAAGACAGCUUACUACAAGCAGUGUUUUAUUUACCACCCGGACAAGAACCCAGGGAAUAAGGAGGCCACCCGGCGCUUCUCUGAGAUCAGCGAGGCUUACAUUGUCCUGAGCGACCUCAGCCUGAGGAGGAAGUACGACCGGGGCAUUCUGGGCCAGUCAGACAUCCAAAGCGCAGGGAAACCGUCCUCCAAAGAGAGUGUGAGCAGAUCCACAGGCUCCUCGCAGCCGCAUCAGCAGAGUGCCAGACGGUUCUCUGGAGCCGGAGGAAAGCCUGUGUAUAAUUUUGACGCCUUUUAUCAGGCUCACUACGGGAAGCAGCUGCAGAGGGAGAAGGAGCUGAGAGCCAGGAAGGCGCGCAUGCAGAAGGAGCAGAAGGUGAAUCUCAGCAGAAGGGACCAGCAGAAAAUAAUGGAGGGGACUGUGGCAAUGCUUCUGGCCAUGGCAGGACUGAUUUUUAUCAAUCUCCUAAAGCCCUGAAAUAGAAGCAGCACCCAGACGAGUCCGUUCUGGGGCUGCAUGUUAAGACUCUCUAGGAUGUUACCUCAGACUGCUUUGUAAGUGUUGCACAGUUUCUGACGGUUGGAAAUCAUUUUUUACUAUGGUGCAGCAAUAAACAUACUGUAGGUGUGCUCAUUUUAAGUUAAUUUAGUUUAUCAAUGAUCCUAGUAAGUAUAUAGAUGUCAGGGUUGACAUCUCACAGGAAGAAGGGUCCAGGUGUGAUCCCUUCUGUUCGACUGGAGCCUCAGUCCAGAGUCCAGAGACAUGUGACGUAGGGCAGCUGGUGACUGUAAAUUGCCCCUAGGCAUGAAUGAUUGUCUAAGUGUCAGCCCUGUGAUAGACUGGUGCCCUGUCCAGGGUGUACCCUGCCUCUUGCCCAGCUGAUAUUAACUCCAGCCCCCUUGCAACCCUCUACAGGAUAAGUGGUAUAGAUUACCCGGGUUUUUUGGGGAGGGGGAAUCUGAACACAUCGAAAUGAUCUCAGGGUUGCAGCUGGAGGCCUGCAGGGUUCAGUGACUUUAAACUGUGUGGGAGGACACUGGCGCAUGUUGUGGAGGUCUCAGACUGCACAGAGCUGUUGUAGACAGUAUGUCUGUUUAUUUUGUCAGAGUUGUGUGAAAAUGCCAUUUAGCUGAAACAUCAAAGUUGGGAAAUGUCUGGAAUUAUGUUAUGAGUCUUUAAACUGAAGUGAUCGAUACAAGUCAAGCACUUGAAACUAUGAUCUUUGACUAAGUGUACAGUUUGCAGUAGGGCCUAAUUAUGGAAUUGUGUUUUAUUGAAUAUAAACUGAAACAAAAGAACCACAUGUGACAUUUCUCACCUUUACCAAUAAUAGAGGUGAAUGAAGAGAACAGAGGCAGUUGUACCUCAACAGAGAAAUGCUGUAAAUGCGUAAUCAGAUUAUGUUUGUAACACUAAAGAUGUUUGACUUUUAUGAGCCUUUAAUCUCUGUUUCAGUCUGAGCCCCCUACACUGUGACAUCUCCAAGUGUAUAACUGCAGAAAACAGUUUUUUCACAUUUUAUUCACAGAAAUAUAAAGUAGUAUGUCAAGUACAUCACUUUGUACAAAAUUGCACAGACUCUUCAAAACUCAGACAACAGAAAUUUCAGCUUUAAGAAGUGUUAAGAAAAUAAAAGGGUGGCAUGGGCAAUCUGUGAUAUGUGACAGGUUCCAAUGAAAAUGUUUUAUCAAGAAGAAUCAAUCUAUUGUACAUAAAUAAGACUCAAUAGGCAAAAUGUAAUUUACAACGGCUGAGGAAUAAAUACGUUUCAAAAAUAGGGUUCAAAUUGGCACAUGAACUGCUGCAUCCACUCCUCAACUGAAACCGAAAUUUCACCUUUGAAGCUAAAUGGCCAUGCUUGAUAAAACUGACACUAACUCUUGAUAUGUUUAUUCCAACUGAAGAAAAAUGUUGCAUAUAUCUAAAAUAUUAGCAUUAUAUACAGUAGUUUGCUUGGCUGCUUGCUGCCUGUCUGCAAUGACGAUUUGCAUUUGAGAAGUACGCUUAUUCGCUAUCUUGCCAAGAGUUACAUGAGAAGACGGGUAGCAUUCUAUGAACUGUAGCCUACCAUAAACAUGAAGCUACUGGUGAUUUAGCCGAGCACAAAGAUUCCUGGUUCUUGUUCUGUCCAAAGGUAACAGUCUGUCUACUAGAACCUCUAAAGCUCAUGUUAUGUCUUGUUUGUUUAAUCUGCAGAAAAACCUAAAUGUAAAAAGGACGAACCUGUGCUUUAUGGGAAGUUUUGUGCCAGCAGACUAUUGUCCAGUCUCCACCAAUUACCUGGCCACUGGGCCCAACCAAGAAAUAGUCCAGCACACAACGCUCGCUAACAUGUUGACUUGUCAUUUUUACGCUGUGGUUUCUGUACACUUCAAACUAAGGAGAGAUGUGUUGAUCAGUGAGCUUUAGAGGCACUAGUAUGUGGAUUCUGGACAGAACCAGUCUAACUGCUUUUGCUCUUCAUGCUAAGCUAAUUAGCCAGCUACAGCACUAUGGCUUCAUUAUUGAGAAUCAUGUUAAUUUCAUCAUUUAAGCAAAUAAGCAUAUUUCCCACAUUUUUCCUAGAUUUUUUUUAUUAUAAUGAACGUUAAGGCAUCCAUUCUUAUAGUAACAAAUAUUUUAUGUUAAAAUUUGUACCGUUAAAAGCUUAUGCUCCAUAUCAUGUCAUUGUAAAAUAACGCAGCAGCAUCACACCUUUCCAUUCAAGCAUGGUCAUCUAGUACCUUUUAUUUCACUACCUGUACCAUUUCAGGUCAGACCCAUAAGUUGGGCCUGCAGGCCAUGCAAACAGUACAAAAUACUGCCACCACUCUGAAACACAACUCCCAAGUCCCUCUGAAAAAUUUGGUAUAAUAAAAUCGUCAAGGCAUUAUUUCAAAGUGAACUCCUACAAUAACAGAAUUUUGAAUAUAAAGGUUAGCGAUAAGAUGAACUUGAAUACAGAACCAGUGCCAGGAACCUCAAGAACCGUGUUUGAGAAACAUUACUGUAGCACACCAAUCAUUGAAAAACAUCUGCACUCUAAUACGCCACCACACAUUCAUACAAAUGACAUGGGAGCCACCCUGACAGUUGGACUACUGUUCCAUUUUGAAACUGAUUCAUAGCAUAACAUAUGAUCAUCUGUGUGUAUGGGGAAGCCAUCAAUAAACCUUUGUGAGCUGAACCAUUUCAGUGUGCAGAGAUAUGUGUGUUCAGUGUGGUUUAAGCAGAAACCAACAGUAAAAGAAUUACCUGCAAUUAAUGUCUGGGCUGUUGUGAUUAUAUGAACGGUCAUCAUCGUCCUCAUUGCUAUGGGCAACAGUCUGUUGAAGUCCGAGGGAAAUGUCAGGCACUAAGACCCUUUAGGCUGUACACAUUCAAGGAAAAUAUCUCCACACUAACACUGCCACAGGAUCUCGUCUCUGCUUUUUGCAGACGACAUUGUCCUGUUGGCCCCAUCAAACCAGGACCUCCAGCGUGC
Messenger RNA from Monopterus albus (swamp eel), 4188 nucleotides. It is a transcript of the gene dnajc30b, whose product is annotated as DnaJ (Hsp40) homolog, subfamily C, member 30b. Bases 75 to 1202 code for a protein of 375 amino acids. The transcript has a single exon. The record is from RefSeq and is a predicted model, not a curated record. Lineage: Eukaryota; Metazoa; Chordata; Actinopteri; Synbranchiformes; Synbranchidae.